Messenger RNA from Staurois parvus, 262 nucleotides. NCBI's taxonomy places the organism in Eukaryota, Metazoa, Chordata, Amphibia, Anura, Ranidae. The record is from the annotation of a GenBank genome assembly.
AUGUAAGCAUUUGUGACAAGGCAAGCAUUAAAUUGUAUAGCACAUGCAAAUACAAUGUUUCUCUUAACCUGUGACCAGAGGCGGACUGACAUCUCAUGGGGCCCCGGGGCAAUAGGGGAUCAUGGGGCCCCUGUGUCCUUGCCCAAACUCAAAAAAGCCUAUGAAAAAGGUACCAGGGGCAUCUCAUGGGGCCCCCUACUGACCCCAGGCCCUCGGGCAGUGCCUGAGUUUCCAAAUGGUCAGUCUGCCCCUGCUUGGUAAU